AUGUGGGUAAACAAGUUUCAGCUCAGAGUACAAUUUCUAUAUUUUAUUAUAACUACUGCACUAGGUGAAAGACAGGAUGCACGCUCUACAAUCUCCAACGAGGUGGGAAAUGACAACAUUCUACAUGAUGCCAAUGGUCAGAAGCCAAUGCGAGAAGAGGCUCAUCUGAAUGACUGGAGGCUCCCUCAGCUCGAUAAAGGAGUUGCAGUUUUGGAUGUAACAAAUAACCUGACCAAAGAACUCGGAUACUUCAUUCAAGUGGGCUUCGGCACUCCGGCUCAACGACGUCACGUACUUUUGGACACGUCGUCCCUAAGUACUUAUAUACUUUCUGUUGACUGCGAUUCGUGUGCUGCUGCUGAAGACAAUGAGAAGGGGUAUAAUUCAAGCAUGUCAUCCACUCACAAGGACAAUGGGACGUUGGUGGACUUAGACUAUCGGUUCUUACAGUCUUCUGGUCGUGCCUCACAGGAUUCAAUGAAUCUCGGACAGUUUGAGAUUCAAGACCAGUGGUUCCAGGAAUCACUACGUUCGCAAUGGAAAGGGGUCUCGUACGACGAUGUAUGGAUCAUUUAUGGCAUUCUGGGACUGGGGAACCCGCAUGCUGGCGGCGCAGCCAAGGGCUUCAGGUCUCCACUGAAGAAUGCCGCCAUCCAAGGCCAUCUAAAGACCAAUAUCUAUGGAUUGAAGCUUGCUAACCCGGGGCAACUGAUGAUUGGAGAUGUUAACCAACAAUUGUUCCAUGGUCCUAUCAUCUGGUUCCCUCUUGAAAACACCACGACCAAAGUUAUCCUACCAGAGGCCUGGCAGACACACUCGGACUCAGGAGGAGUGAAGUUCGAGUUGCCAAGUGGGGAGUAUCGUGAAUGGCCACUGGAUAACCAUACGGUUCUAUUCACUACUGCUUGGCCUUAUAUCUACCUCGAUUCGUACACUGGGUCAUAUUUAAUGGAAGCUCUUGGCUUUGAUUUCGACCAAUUCAUGCUGCCACCGAAUGUGCCUUGUGCGGAACGAAUAUAUAUGCCUGACGUAUCUCUCACAAUCGCCGGGCAUACCUUUAUCCUUUCACCUUACGAUUACACAAUUGAGUGGAAGUGGCCUGGCUACCCGAUGACAUGUGUCUCAGCUUUCUCCCUCUUUGAUCCGGAAGAGGACGACGAUCCUAAGCAGAUCAUCCUUGGUUCCGCAUUCUUGAGAAAAUAUUACAGCAUGUAUGAUUACGAUGCAAAGGCUGUCGGCUUCGCGGCUCUAGUAUAA
Talaromyces amestolkiae is the source of this 1257-nucleotide messenger RNA. RefSeq lists its product as uncharacterized. Lineage: Eukaryota; Fungi; Ascomycota; Eurotiomycetes; Eurotiales; Trichocomaceae. The record is from RefSeq and is a predicted model, not a curated record. Bases 1 to 1257 code for a protein of 418 amino acids. Gene Ontology annotation, molecular function: aspartic-type endopeptidase activity. Gene Ontology annotation, cellular component: fungal-type vacuole. The transcript is spliced from 3 exons. Gene Ontology annotation, biological process: proteolysis.